GCAGGCUACAGAAUAACGUCCACGUUUUGCUCCCGAUGAUCCCCUCCUCCCAGGGGGAAGGAAAUGGCUGCAAUGGAGCUGGCUCAGGGGCUGGUGACUUUCGAGGAGGUGGCUGUGUAUUUCACCAGGGAAGAGUGGGCUCUGCUGCACCCCACUCAGAGAGCCUUCUACAGGGAUGUUAUGCAGGAGAACUAUGAGACGGUUGUCUUACUGGUAGGGUUUCCAGUUUCCAAACCUGAUGUGAUCUCGCAGCUAGAACGAGGGGAAGAGCCAUGGAUCCCAGACCUCCAGGGCUCUGAGAAAGAAGUGCUCCUGAAAGGUGAUGGGAUGGUGAGUGAGAAUGUGGAGAAACUCCAGCAGGAAGAUGCUGAGCAAGUAGAACCACAUGGGAUGUUAUCAGGAAGAUCCAAAGGGAAUGUUUCCGGGAGUUGUGCACUCCGAGAAAAAGCAAAAGCCUGUGAGAUUCAGGAAAGGCCAGAGGAAAACUUCAGUACCCACUCAGACCUUUUAAUACAUGACAGAAUCAACUUGGAAGAGACACGCUACACGUGCUCUGAGUACGGGAAAAUCUUCAAUGGGAACUCUGCCCUUAUCACACAUCAGACAAUCUACACGGGUGAGAAACCUUAUGGAUGCUCUGAGUGUGGGAAACGCUUCAUUAAUAGUUCAACCCUCAUCUCACAUCAGCGAAUCCACACAGGAGAAGCGCCCAACACAUGCUCUGAGGGUGGGAAAACCUUCAAUCAGAGCUCUGCCCCGAGCACACACAGUAGAAUCCACACAGGUGAGAAACCAUAUGGAUGCUCUGAGUGUGGGAAAUGCUUUAAUAGGAGCUCUAACCUUAUCACACAUCAGAGAAUCCACACAGGAGAGACGCCUUAUACGUGCUCUGAGUGUGGGAAAAACUUCAGUCGGCGCUCAAACCUUAUCACACAUCAGAGAAUCCACACGGGAGAGACGCCCUACACAUGCUCCGAGUGUGGUAAAAGCUUCAGUCGGAGCUCUGCCCUGAUCGCACAUAGGAGAAUCCACAUGGGUGAGAAACCUUAUGGUUGCUCUGAGUGCGGGAAACGCUUCAUUGAUAGUUCAACCUUCAUCUCACAUCAGCGAAUCCACACAGGAAAGACACCCUACACAUGCUCUGAGUGCAAGAAAAGCUUCAGUCGGAGCUCUGCCCUCAUCUUACAUCAGCGAAUCCACACGGGAGAGACGCCCUACACGUGCUCUGAGUGUGGGAAAAGCUUCAGUCGGAGCUCAACCCUUAUCAGACAUUACAGAAUCCACACAGGAGAGACGCCCUACACAUGCUCUGAGUGCAGGAAAAGCUUCAGGCUGAGCUCAAACCUUAUCUCACAUAGGAGAAUCCACACAGGUGAGAAACCGUAUGGAUGCUCUGAGUGCGGGAAAAGCUUCAGUCACAGCUCUUCCCUUAUCACACAUCAGAGAAUCCAUACAGGAGAGAGGCCCUACACAUGCUCCGAGUGUGGGAAACGCUUCAAUCACAGCUCUGCCCUUAGCAAACAUUGGAGAAUCCACACAGGUGAAAAACCGUAUGGAUGCUCUGAGUGCGGGAAAAGCUUCAGUCACAGCUCUGCCCUGAGCACACAUAGGAGAAUCCACACAGGAGAGAGGCCCUACACAUGCUCUGAGUGCGGGAAAAGCUUCAGUAAGAGCUCUACCCUUAUCACCCAUCAGAGAAUCCACACAGGAGAGAAGCCCUACACAUGCUCCGAGUGUGGGAAAAGCUUCAAUCGGAGCUCAAACCUUAUCAUACAUCAGAGAAUCCACACAGGAGAGAUGCCCUACACAUGCACUGAGUGCGGAGAAAGCUUCAGUCAGCGCUCACACCUUAUCAGACAUCAGAGAAUCCACAUAAGCAAGAACUGUAAUAAAUCCUUUGACUAGGGCUGGCCAAAGAUUUUUUUUUUAAUUACAUUUGCUAAUUCCCACAUAGUGAUUUUUGCACCGUAUUCACCGUAGUCUCUUAGCUCCACCAGAUGAGUUGCCUGCUUGUGCCUUUUGCAGCUCACCUUCUUUGGGGUCAGUCCUGUGAUCUUUUCUAUCAACUCCUUUCCUUUUGAGUUGUAGGAGUGUGUGUCCCUCCAGCCAGGAAUGUUCAUCAGCUCCAGGUGGGAGAGAGAGGUUUGAUCCCAACAAGCUGAAGCAAAAACUAUCUGUGCCUGACAUUCACUAGGACUGUACAUGGCGUUGGCUGCUCAAGUUAGUGAUCUUGGUGUAAAAAGACAAUUCUAGUUGUAGAGCAGAUGCAGCCCAGGUGCAUUGGUUGGCAUUAGGUUCCCCCUUGACCUGACCUAAACAAAACCUGAGCAUCACGGUUAUACUGUUCCUCCAUUUCAAAGCAACUGUUAGUUUUCAAGUUCCCCCUUUGGGAAUUGUUUCAUUCCCAGUUGCCCUGAGGUUGCUUCAGGUUGUGCUGCAGAGCAGAUACUUUUACUACUAUUUUUAUCACUUAAAAAUAUUGAACUAUAACAAAGAGCAGGAACAGGGCAGGGAUAGGGGAAAAUGUCAUUUCACCCUCUGUAACAACAGCAGAAGAUAGGGUAAAUCAGAGGGAUUUUCUUAUUCCCCAUCACCAUCCCAAUCCCCCUGUUGUUCAAUUGGUUAGGUCAAUAUUUUUUCUAAAGGGCUGGGAAGAGGAUUCCCUAGUAAAUGACUUGGAACUAAGCAAAAUACCCAUGCAUUGGGCUCCCAAAGCAGUUGUGGCAUGGGGUCUGCAGGAGGUCGCUCCUGAAGAUAUCACCUUCCUAAUCAGGUUCAUGUUGCCUAUUAUUUGGGAAAGGCAAUCCCUAUCUAGGUAGAGAUGGGGAAAAUGGAAGUGACAUUUCUCUUCAGCUCACCCCUGGGAGAUGCUGCAAUGUGUAGAAAAUGAAAUCCAUGUUGAAUGUGAUAUAGUUGCCGAAUAAACUCACUCACUCAUGCCCGUCACCCCAAUCGAGGUAUGGGCCACCAACCACAGAUCUCCAGAGUCCUCUAUCCUGGGCCAUUUGCUCUAACUGGUUCCAGGUAUAGCCCAUUUUUAUGCUAUCAGCCUGAAGGUCGUGUUGCCAGAUGUUUCUUGGACGGCCUCUUUUCCGCUUGCCUUGGGGGUUCCACCGCAGUGCCUGUCUAGUGAUGUUCGUAGUGUGUGUCCUAUCCAGCCCCACCUUCUCCUUCUAAUUUCUUCCUCUACUGGAAGUUGAUAGGUCCUCUCCAAGAGGUGGAUGUUGCUGAUGGUGUCUGGCCAGAGGAUCUGGAGAAUCCUUCUAAGGCAACUAUUUAUGAAGGUCUGGAUCUUCCUGGUGGUUGUUUUAGUUGUUCUCUAGAUUUCAGCUCCAUACAAUAAGACUGAUUUCAUGUUGGAGUUGAACAGUCGAAUCUUUAUUGCCAAAGAGAGCUCUCUGGAGCUCCAGAUGUUCUUGAGCUGUAAGAAAGCUGCUCUUGCCUUAUCGAUCCUUGCUUUGAUGUCUGCGUCUGUGCCACCCUGCUGGUCGAUGAUGCCUGGGUAGGUGAAGAACUGCACUUCUUCCAGAGGGCUUCCAUUCAGUGUGACUGGGUCGUUACUGAUGGAGUUGAUCUUGAGGAUCUUGGUCUUGUCCUUGUGGAUGUUGAGGCCAACCUGUGAUGACGUGGCUGCCACUACGCUGGUCUUCUCUUGCAUCUGCUGUUUGCUAUGCGAAAGGAGUGCAAGGUCGUCGGCAAAGUCCAGGUCAUCAAGCUGGGUCCACAACAUCCACUGGAUUCCGUUCCUGCGCUCAUAAGUGGAUGUCUUCAUAAUCCAAUCAAUGACAAGGAGAAAAAGAAAUGGUGACAACAAGCAUCCUUGUCUGACUCCAGUUCGCACCUGGAAGCUGUUUGCAAGCUGCUGUCCAUGGAUCACUCUACAGAGUAUGCGGUCAUAUAAGUUCUUAAUCAGGUUGACCACCUUUGCUGGGAUGCCGAAGUGCCGAAGGAGCUUCCAGAGAGUCUCUCGAUCCACGCUAUCGAAUGCUUUCUCAUAGUCAACAAAGUUGAUUUACAACGAGGAGUUCCACUCCGUGCAUGAUCUGUUUUGCCGGAAACCUGCCUGCUCAUCUCGUAGCUGUGGAUCAAUGGCAUCCUUCAUUCUCUCUAAGAGGACUCGGUUGAAGACCUUCCCUGGCACCGACAGAAGUGUGAUUCCUCUGUAGUUGGCACAGUUACUGAGGUCUCCUUUCUUAGGGAUUUUAAUAAGGUAUCCCUCUUUCCAGUCUGCCGGAAUCACUACUUCUUCCCAUAUCUUCUCAAAGAGGGGAUACAGCAUUUCUACUGAAGCAUCCAGAUCUACUUUCAGGGCCUCUGCUGGAAUGUCGUCAGGUCCAGCCGCCUUCCUGUUCAUCAUAGUGAUAGCUUUUCUGAUCUCAUCUCUGGUUGGUCUGUCACAAUUGAUUGGAAGGUCCUCAUUAGCUGGGUCAAUGUCUGGUGGAUUUGGUGGUGCUGGUCUAUUCAGGAGUUCCUCAAAGUGCUCCGCCCAUCUGUUCUAUUCCUGUUAUAGACUUUCCCUGCUUAUCUUUGACGGGACGUUCUCGCUUGCUGAACUUUCCAGACAGUUGCUUGGUGAUGUCGUACAGCUGUUUCCUAUUACCAUAGUAUGCUGCCUGCUCCACUUCUGCUGCCAGUCCAUCCACAUAAUCUCUCUUAUCCUUCCUAAUAUUCCUCUUCACUGCUCUGUGGGCUUCAGUAUACUCUUUUUGCGCUUUAGCUUUUGCUGCUCUAGUCCUGCUGUUGUUAACUACUGUCUUCUUUUUCUUUCUAUCUUCUAUCUUAGUCAAGGUCUCUGCUGUGAUCCACUCUUUCUGCUGAUGUUUCUUGAUUCCAAGGACUUCCUGGCAUGCUGACCUAAGUGUGUCUCUCACUUUCUGCCAUCCAUUGAGUACACUGUCUUCCUCUUCCUCAGACCGAUCAUGUAGUACUGAAAACUGUCCCAAGUCAGGAUAAAGGAGGAGGGUUGGGCGUGGGGCUAGCAACUCCACCCCAUAAAAAAUUAACUUGCUACAGAAAUGCCAACAAUAGAGAGAAUAGAGACUUUUAGCCUAGAAAAAGAAGGGUCUUCAACUCGAAGAUGUAUGACGCUGGGUGGUGAAAGUUGUGAGGAAGCCACUAAGCCGAUUACCCUUCUUGCAACCAGGAGGACUACAAUCGGUACAUGGAAUGUGAGGACCAUGUACGAGUCAAGAAAGACGGCGCAGGUCGCAGCAGAGAUGAGUAACAACCUGACCCUACUAGGCAUUAGCGAGACAAGAUGGACGCAAGCUGGACAGAGAUGAUUGUUGACAGGAGAGCUGUUGCUGUAUUCUGGGCAUGAAGAGAGCGACGCACUCCACACACAAGGAGUAGGCUUCAUGUUGUCCAAGCAGGCACAGAGAGCACUGAUCGGUUGGGAGGCACAUGGCUCCAGGAUCAUCGCAGCAUCCUUCAGAACUAAAAUGAAGAGGAUUAAGAUAAAUGUUGUACAGUGCUAUGCUCCAACCAAUGACUGAAGAGGAGGAUAAAGACUAUUUUUACAACAGACUUCAGAAAAUAUUAGAGAUUCUCCCAGAUAAAGACAUCACCAUCCUUAUGGGAAACUUCAAUGCCAAAAUUGGACCUGACAACACAGGAUAUGAACAAGUCAUGGGGACCCACGCUCUAGAAGAGAUGAGUGAGAAUGGAGAGAGAUUUGUGGAUCUGUGUGCACUUAACAACCUGGUCAUAGGAGGCAGCAUCUUUCCUCACAAGCGGAUCCACAAGGGUACCUGGGUAUCGCCAGCAGAUACUACUGAAAACCAGAUUGAUCAUGUCUGUAUUAGCAAGAAGUUCAGAAGAUCUUUGCAGGCCGUUAGAGUUAGAAGAGGAGCAGACGUAGUGUCCGACCAUGACUUAGUGGUGGCCAGAUUGAAGCUGAAGAAGAACUGGAUAGAUGCGUCAGAUAGAAGAGCGAAGUACAAAGUCAGCCUUCUGAAGGAUUAUAAGACCAAGGAAGAUUUUGGACUGACGCUGAAGAGUAAGUCUGCAACUACAUGUAGUACUGAAAAGAGAUACCUAUUUUUAAUAGAUACUUGACAUUUGGUAUCUUAUAGGGAUUCUAAGCAGUACCUGAAUUUAGUCCCUAAUUUCAAUCUGUGCCACCAGAUUAAAGAAAUAAAAGGGCAUCUUUGGGGGCGUUAUAUCUCACUAUCGCUACGGAUAUGUUGUGUGGUUGGUGAAGAAUACUACGCCAAAGAAGGGUAAAAUUACUCCAAGUAAGGUCAAAGAUUUGACAAGAACUCAGGUAGAAAUUGCAGGUACUGGUGGUUGAUUUUCACCCCAGAGAUGGAAGCUAUGGUGACCUGUGGCCCUGGUAAACUAUUUUUACAACCCUGCUCCCUUGUUAAGAGGUACUGGUCACACUCCUAACGGAUGCCAUAAUUAAAUUGGGAAUAACCGUCCUUUACCAUUUGGAUUCAAAGUUUCAUGAAGCACAGAGAGAAACAGCUGAUUCCUUCAGAGCCAUUCUAUGCCUAUGGGUCUGAAUCUGGCUACUUUGUUGGACAAGAAGCACUUCCAUGCUGGACAAAUGAUGGUAGCCAAUGAGGGAAUGUAUCAGAUUCCAAGUUCAGACUGCAGGAUUCAUGAAUGCUAAGUCCAGAGUCUGUGGUUUGGUCUCUUGGAUUUGCUAUUAUGUCUAGUGCAUUUGUAUCACUUCUCCUACUGCUGCUACUUUGAAGGAUUAGCAAGCGUGAAAAUAGAGCACAGGUGGGUUUUAUCAUGAUGCAGCCUUCCCAUGUAGUGGGAGACCCUUUCCACCCAUACUUCUGGGAGAAGACCCAGGGAGAAAUGAAUUAACAGAAAUGGAAGGCUCCUAGGUUAUUGUAGAAUGUGACUUCACACAAAGCUCACUGGGUGGAAAUGGGAAUGAAGAGAAAACUGCCCUAUUGGUUUAUAUUUUGUAAUCAUUGGAUAAGUUGUUACCAGCAACAAUGAAAUUAAACAUGAAGUUAAUUAGUGUCAUGGAAGAGGCUGAUGAUGUGAUAACUUUCAGUGUUACAAUAUAAUUCAGGUUUUCUUCUAAUUCUCUCCCUGCUGCCUCCUACUACAUAGGAAAUGGAGGCUAAUCCUGAAAUUGAAACCUCACUCCAAAGGAAUUAGAAUAGGGGAAUAUGUGAGAGAAAUAGCAUGUACGAGAAUAGAGACCCAGUAUAGACGGUAAUUAUUUCUAUUUAAAAUGGAAUUUAUUAUGAUAAAUUUUAAAAUAAAUCUUCUCUUAAGAGGAAAAUUACUUGAGACAGGAUUUGGAACCUUUCACCCAGUUAGAGGGUAACAGCCACAGAGUUCUCCAGGUCUCUUGUUUGCAAAGCAAAGAUGUCACAUCAGGCAGGAGAUGUCAAAAUCUAAAAUGGUGAUGGAUGUGUGAUGGUAGCUUUUCUGGGUUGGUGUUUGGUUUGAUUUCUUAAUUUAAUUUAAAUUUUGUAACCAGUUAUUUUUAUAGGUGCUGAGGCCCCUUUUCCUUAGGCCUGGCUCUGGAAACCUCCCCAAAACUGGCCUUGUGUUUCUUUCAUGUUUGAUAUCUUUGGGGUUCACACAUCCACACUACAUGCGGUUCACAGCAACAGAUACUUUGAGAAACCUGCUGGGUUAAGCGAGCCUUUUCCAAACUGACAUUGGCCCAAAGUCUGCCUCAGUUCAGCUGGAUUGGGACACGUCUGUAUCAAAGGAGUGGUUCACACCUGAUUUGCCCAGAGACCUCGGGGGAGGUGUGGUAAGAUAGGGUAAGCUGGAAUCCACAACAAUAGAGUUAAAGGAAAGGGUGACAGACCUUCACCUUGGAGGUCAACAAGCCUGUUUUGUUCAUUCCCUCUGAUGCAUCUGGCACUGGUCACUCUCAGGCAGCACGCUGGGCUAGAUGGACAAUUAGUCUGACCCAGUAUGACCAGUCUUGCGUUCUUCUGUAAGUCAUCUAGGGCCUUGUCUACACUGGCAAGUUUCUGCCCAGUAAAGCAGCUUUCUGCAGUGUAACGCCUGAGGUGUACACACUGCCAAGCCACUUACUGCACAGAAACUGAGCAGUUGCAGCGCUGUUUAAAAAAAAAAAAAAAAAAAAAGCCACCGCGACGAGAGGUGUACAGCUUCCAGCACCGGGGCUACAGCGCCACGGUGCCAGUGUAGACACCCUGGUCAAUUCCAGUGCUGCGAUUGGCCUCCGGGAGGUGUACCACAAACCCUGCUCUCGCCUUUCUGGUCAUCGGUUUGAACUCUACUGCACUGCUCUCAGGUGACCAACCAUGAAUACCCCCCCCCCUUAAAUUCCUUGGGAAUUUUGAAAGUCCCCUUCCUGUUUGCUUGGUGAUGCAUGCAGUGGUCUCAGCGCAUCUUUCCAGGUGACCUGCCUGCUACAUGCACCAAGCGAUCCCUUGCUUGGAGCAAUGUUGAAAUGCUGGACCUCAUCAGCAUUUGGGGAGAGGAGGCUGUUGGAGAUCUAAGGAUUAAUAUGCUUAUUUGCAUAGUUAGAAAGUAAACAGCUCUAACAGCUUUUGCAUUAGCUUCCUCUGCCAGAGGUGUGACAUUAGUUUCCUCUGCCAGAGGCACCACCAAAGGUGUGAUCCUAUAUCUUUCAACACCAGAUCAUCAAAACAGGGUGCAAGUAUUAACCAAAACUUUGCAGCAUAUAAUUGUGUAUUACCAUAUAUAUAAUCUUGAAUAACUGUGAUACAGUUAUAAUUUUGUAAUUCUAACUGUUUUACCAUUUACUUACUAUGUCAUCGAUUUUAAUAAAAAGUCUUUAUAACUAUA
Malaclemys terrapin pileata is the source of this 8763-nucleotide messenger RNA. Its product is annotated as zinc finger protein 501-like. Gene Ontology annotation, molecular function: DNA-binding transcription factor activity, RNA polymerase II-specific; RNA polymerase II cis-regulatory region sequence-specific DNA binding. Gene Ontology annotation, biological process: regulation of transcription by RNA polymerase II. Gene Ontology annotation, cellular component: nucleus. The record is from RefSeq and is a predicted model, not a curated record. The transcript has 4 exons. Lineage: Eukaryota; Metazoa; Chordata; Testudines; Emydidae. The coding region runs from base 64 to 1905 and encodes 613 amino acids.